Molecule: messenger RNA, 647 nt
Organism: Lotus japonicus
Lineage: Eukaryota; Viridiplantae; Streptophyta; Magnoliopsida; Fabales; Fabaceae
Product: protein BRICK 1
Exons: 2
Coding region: 138-395 (85 amino acids)
Biological process (GO): regulation of actin polymerization or depolymerization; actin filament organization; cell motility
Cellular component (GO): SCAR complex
Molecular function (GO): protein-containing complex binding
Source: RefSeq, a predicted model, not a curated record
CCUAAAAUUUCCAUUUUGUUAAUUAGUUAGGUACAAAAAUUAGGACAGAAAAUCAGUGUUGGAAGUUGGUAGUGGAAGAAAACAAAAGCCUGCAUUUGCAUUGGAUCUGAAAUUGCAGAGAAGAACAAGAAGAAAAGAUGGCUCGUGCCGGAGGGAUAACAAACGCCGUAAACGUUGGAAUCGCAGUGCAAGCUGAUUGGGAGAAUCGCGAAUUCAUCUCUCACAUUUCUCUCAACGUUCGUCGCCUCUUCGAUUUCCUUGUCCAAUUCGAGGCUACGACAAAGAGCAAGUUGGCUUCAUUGAAUGAGAAGCUUGAUGUAUUGGAGCGUCGUCUGGAACUCCUUGAAGUUCAAGUGGGCAAUGCAUCAGCCAACCCUUCACUUUUCGCCACAUGAUGAGAUGAAUGUGUGUUGUUAUAGAGCUUUCCAGUAAGCACUCUCUCUACCUGUAAUGUAAAAUCUUAAUGGAAUAAUUCUCCAUCUAUCUUCGUAGUCACAAGUAAAGUGUUUUCACGAAUGCCAUGCUUUAUUGAGUAACCCUACUUCUUUAGUUGAAAUGUAUUGGGUUAUCAUAAAUACCUUUAUUUGCAACUUUAGAAUAGCAAAAUCAUAUGGCUCAUAAAUGAAAGCUGUUGCAAUUCUCAGAUA